CGGGUGGAAAGAGUUAGAGACGCGGCCGAGAAACUGCCGCCGCCGCCGCCGCCCGUGUGCUGUGUGGCCGCCGCUGCGCGUGAGCCCGAGGCGCCGCGGUUGCUUUCGGCCCCGCCUUCACCUUCCGAACUCGGUUUAAGCCGCUGCUCGGCCUCUCGCCGAGCGAUGGAGAAGAUCCAACCGGAGGCCCAGAACGGAGAGGCCGAGCCGCCGCCGCCGCCGCCGCCGCCGUCACAGGGGGAUCCCAGCUCGGAGGGGGAGGCCGCGAAACUAAAGCCCACGCACGAGGAGAAACCCGCCUUACCGGGCGGGGAACCCGCGGGGGAAGAGGACGCCGGGCCCGAGGUGUGCGAGCAGCAGCAUUCGGAGGCCUGUCAGACCGAGCGCUUCGGGCGUUCGUUCAGAAGACGGGAGUCUCUGUCUCCGCGAAAGGGCUCCGCGUCCCGGAAGCGGGACAGCGCGUCGCCCAAGAAGCGGGAGCCGUCAGAAAAGUCACCCCGGAAAUGCAAGGGUCACCGAAAAGCCGGACAUAGGCAUGCUCACUUCCUUCAUGGCCCAUCUCCUGAUACACACUUUGGACCUAAAGCCUCCAUUUUACAUACUUCUACCUCAAUUAUGCACAUCCAGGAUCCAACAAGUCAAAGACUGACUUGGGACAAGCCACCAACAAAUGUACUGGUCAUCAAAAAGGUCCGAGAUGAGACCCUUCUGGAGCCAUUCAAAGAGCUAUGUCGCUUCCUUAUUGAGGAGAAGGACUUGGUUGUGUUUGUCGAGAAGAAGGUGGUGGAGGAUGCUUUGCUAGCUAAAGAUAAGACGUUUGAAGUCAUCAGACAAAAGCUAAGCCCCUUUAAGGAAGGUUAUGAUGAUCUAUCUGGCUACAUAGAUCUGAUCAUUUGUCUAGGUGGUGAUGGAACUCUGCUAUAUGCUUCUUCACUCUUCCAGACCAGUGUCCCUCCAGUCAUGGCAUUCCAUCUCGGCUCGCUUGGGUUUCUCACCCCUUUCAAGUUUGAGUCCUACAGAACAGAAGUGACCAACGUGAUUGAGGGAGAUGCUGCAAUCAUUCUCAGGAGUCGUUUAAAAGUGAAAGUGGUCAAGGACAUAAAACUAGCGGAGUCAGAAAAGCUAUAUCAAGUGGAGAAUGGGCUAAUUCCAAAGAAACAUAUUGACAGUGAGUCUGGAAAGACCAUCCUGCAAGUUCAUGUGUUGAAUGAAGUGGUUGUUGAUCGAGGCCCAUCGUCGUACCUCUCUAAUGUGGAUUUAUAUUUAAAUGGGAGACACAUCACAUCUGUUCAGGGAGAUGGUGUCAUAGUGUCGACACCAACUGGAAGUACAGCUUAUGCUGCAGCAGCUGGAGCUUCUAUGAUGCAUCCAAAUGUCCCCGCCAUCAUGAUCACCCCCAUUUGUCCUCACUCACUAUCGUUCCGACCCAUUGUGGUACCAGCAGGAAUGGAGCUAAAGAUAAUGUUGUCACCUGAUGCCAGAAACACAGCUUGGGUGUCAUUUGAUGGCAGGAGCAGACAGGAGAUUAAACAUAGUGACAGUAUUACAGUAACAACUUCAUGCUACCCAGUGCCAUCCAUUUGCUGCUAUGAUCUUGUCUAUGACUGGUUCGAAGGUCUUGCAGAGUGUCUGCACUGGAAUGUGCGUAAAAAACAGAGUCGCCUUGAAGAAAUUACAGACUCUUCAGACACUGAGUGUUAAUUUAUUUGGAUGUAUCUUUCUUCCUCCAUUGCUGUGCAAGAGAGAUGACUCCUUGAGGACUUGCACACAGAAUUAACAGGUGUUCUUCAAAGUAUUUUCUGGACUUUCAGUCUCACUGACUAGUGGGUUGUCCAUUAGUUUUAACGUGUGCUACCUAAUUAACAUUCCAUCAGAGACUUUUUUUGCAUGAAUAAUCCAGAAGCAUUUAUUUGGAUUCGAUUUGAAAGUAAGCAAGUAAUGAGGAUGCACCAACUAUUUUAGUACAGACUUGAGAUGUUUGUUAAUUAUAUCUAAUGUAAAUGGUCUGUUAUAAAAAUAUAAUUUUGUACAAUAGAGUGCAUCCAUCUUGGAACAAAAUAUUUGUUAAGACAAUAUUUUUAAUAUUAGCUACAAUAUGGUAUCUGUUCAGGUUACUAAAGUUCAGUUGCAGUAUUAGGUUGACCUCGUCAAAAUAGUGUGAAAAUGCUUCUCUUGUGAAAAUAUUUGAAAGAAUGAGAUUUGAGGUAUGCUUUGUAUUAUCAGACACAAUUGUAUCACAUGAAUUUUGGAUUUAUAUAAACUUAGGAAUCGGUAGGAUCUAUUGUUGAUCGUUUCUAUCUAAUAUGUAGUUCAAUGUUAAGUGAUGAGUACUUAUUCUAUGCUGCUGAACUUUUAAAUGAGAUCUUCAUCCUUUGUAUAGUAUAGUGAAUUCAUCUCUCAUUUCUGAGAUGAAAGUCUUGACUUACCUUGGCUUAGUGGCCUUACAUAAAUUGCCUCAAUCCAGUUGCAGAGGUUUUGUUGCUGCAAGGUAAGGAACAUUUUAUUGCAUCUUGCUACUGGGUGUCCAAAGUGGGAAAGUGUCCCAUUUUCUAACUCCACCUCUCCCUCAUGAACACAUUGAACAGCAAUGUGAACGAGGGCUACAGUAGUGGGAAAAAGAAAGCUGUAAACAGUUUUAAAAAAUGUACAUUACAAAUGUAAAGAUUCUGCAUAUUCUCUUUUGCUCAAUGCUUAAUUAUACGUAACAACCACUGUAAUAAGUCACUCUUUCAUUUGCACAUCAGGUUUACUAACCUGAAAACAUUUUCAAUAAACCUAAUUUAAGCUUU
Callorhinchus milii (elephant shark) is the source of this 2789-nucleotide messenger RNA. RefSeq names its product NAD kinase-like. The coding region runs from base 166 to 1701 and encodes 511 amino acids. Gene Ontology annotation, biological process: NADP+ biosynthetic process; NAD+ metabolic process. The transcript has 11 exons. Lineage: Eukaryota; Metazoa; Chordata; Chondrichthyes; Chimaeriformes; Callorhinchidae. The record is from RefSeq and is a predicted model, not a curated record. Gene Ontology annotation, molecular function: NAD+ kinase activity.